CAUGGAAGUCUAAUAAUCUUUGACUGUUUGUGUUACUGGUGCUGCAGGAUAAAUUGCCUACAGUUUUAUUCCUUUGCUUUUGUCUGGUUAAGUUUUUGGAUAGGUUAAAAUAAAUUUGAGAUUAUUGGAUAUUCCUAAGAUGGAAACAGCAUUGAAAGGAGUUGUCAUGGAAAUUGAAGACUGUGCAUAUCCUUUAAUUGGAGAUAUAUAAACAGGUUCAAAUCCUAAAGAGUUAUUCUAAAAUUGUGAUUUAAUUGGUAAUUCUAAAUUUUAUUGUAGUAUUUUUGGGAGGAUUUCCUCGUUUACCAGGAAUGGAAAGAAAGGAUUUAUUACAAAAAAAUGCCAAUAUUUUCAAAGAAUAAGGAGAAGCAUUAUAGGAAGUAGGAAAAGAAGAUGUAAAAUGUGUAGUUGUUGCCAAUCCUGCAAAUACAAAUUGUUUAAUUUUAAGUAGAUACGCAACUAAGUAUAUUAUUAAUUUUAACUUAGAAUUCCUCGUUAAAAUUUUACUUGUUUGACUCGUUUAGAUUAGAAUAGAGCAUAUGCUUAAGUUGCUUUAACCUUAAACAAACCAUUAAAUAGUCUUAAGAAUAUCAUUAUUUGGGGAAAUCAUUCUACUACUCAAUAUCCUUCAAUUGAACAUGCUACAGUUGAAGGAUAAUCUUUUGUAUUACCAGAUUAGGGACAAUUUAUAGAAAGAAUUUAAAAGAGAGGAGCUGAAGUUUUGAAUGCUAGAGGCAAUAGUAGUGUUUUCUCUGCUGCUAAUGCAGUUAAAGGUAUAAAUUAUUAAUUAAUAAUUUUAGAUCAUAUAAAAGAUUGGUAUAAUGGAAGAGAGGAUACUUUAUUAUCACUUGGAGUUCUUUCAAAUGGUGAAUAUGGAGUUUAGAGUGGUUUGUGUUUUUCAUAUCCAAUCAGAUGUCUUGGAGCUUUUAAAUAUGAAAUUGUUGGAAACUUAUAGUUGAGUGACUUUUCUAAAUAAAAACUCAAAGUAACAGAAGAAGAACUUAUACAAGAAUAAGGUUUGGCAGAAUCUAUUUGAA
Messenger RNA from Paramecium pentaurelia, 1037 nucleotides. The record is from the annotation of a GenBank genome assembly. Lineage: Eukaryota; Ciliophora; Oligohymenophorea; Peniculida; Parameciidae.